This is a messenger RNA of Selaginella moellendorffii, 1123 nucleotides long. Its product is annotated as ubiquitin recognition factor in ER-associated degradation protein 1. The transcript is spliced from 7 exons. NCBI's taxonomy places the organism in Eukaryota, Viridiplantae, Streptophyta, Lycopodiopsida, Selaginellales, Selaginellaceae. Gene Ontology annotation, cellular component: VCP-NPL4-UFD1 AAA ATPase complex. Gene Ontology annotation, molecular function: polyubiquitin modification-dependent protein binding. The coding region runs from base 103 to 1053 and encodes 316 amino acids. The record is from RefSeq and is a predicted model, not a curated record.
GGCUGGUGGAGCUGCCACGUGAACGCGAUUUAAAGCCACAUCAUUCCAGCGGAUUAGGGCAAGGCUUAGGGUUUUCGCGCGGAGCAACAGAGAUCCACAGCCAUGUACUUCGGGGGAUAUGGCAUCAAUUUCUCGGCCUUGCCGUUUGAGCAGAAUUAUCGCUGCUAUUCCGCCUCCUUCAUCGACAAGCCUCAUCUGGAGAACGGCGACAAAGUGAUCAUGCCUCCGUCCGCCCUGGACCGCCUGGCGUCGUUACGGAUCGACUAUCCCAUGCUCUUUGAGGUGCACAAUCCCGCCACGUCGCGGACAUCACACUGCGGAGUUCUCGAGUUCGUGGCCGACGAAGGAAUCAUCAUCAUGCCUUACUGGAUGAUGCAAAACCUCUUGCUUCAAGAGGGCGACCUUGUGAGAGUGAAAAGCGCGACGCUCCCCAAGGGCAGCUAUGUCAAGUUGCAGCCUCACACCAAGGACUUUCUUGACAUUUCCAACCCCAAGGCUGUAUUAGAAACCACGCUGAGGAAUUUCUCGUGCCUCACUGUGGGUGACAACAUCAUGGUGGCGUACAACAACAAGAAGUACUACAUUGAUAUUGUGGAAGCCAAGCCUGCACCAGCAAUCUCAAUCAUCGAAACGGACUGCGAGGUUGACUUUGCUCCGCCACUCGACUACAAAGAGCCAGAGAGGGCGGCGCCACCACAGCAGCCGCCUGCGGCCGCCACAGCAGCUGACGGAGAAGCUGAGGCGGCCGAGGAGCCCAAGUUUAACGCGUUUACGGGUGUUGGAAGGAGACUAGAUGGGAAGGCACCAAAGGCGUGGCCUGUGCCUUCCACACAAGAGGCUCCGGCUGUUUCCGCACCAAAGCCUAAGGUAGUUCCUCCUGCUCCGGAUCCCGCACAAAGACCGCAUGGAAAGCUUGUGUUUGGGCCAGCAACGGCAAAUGCUGCUGACGCAACUCCAAAGCCACCCGAGAAGCCCAGUGAGGAGAAAGAAGAAGCUCCCAAGGAAGCAAAGUUUCAAGCCUUUACUGGCAGGAAGUACUCUUUGAAAGGUUGAGGUUUUAUAGACAUGUAAAUUGCGCCUGUGUACAUAAUUGACACUUUGAAUAAGCAUACAUGUUUGAUCA